Molecule: messenger RNA, 450 nt
Organism: Entrophospora candida
Lineage: Eukaryota; Fungi; Glomeromycota; Glomeromycetes; Entrophosporales; Entrophosporaceae
Source: the annotation of a GenBank genome assembly
AUGAAAGAUAAAUUAGACCUUAAACCUCUUAUCUCCACUCGUAACUUUUUAGCCGAAAUUAUCCAAAAUGCCAAAAAUGACUAUGAGAAGGCAGGAGCAAUCCAAGCCUUUGAAGUUAGUUUUGAGUUGGCUAAAAAUGUAAUGAGAAAAGUUUUAUUACUAAGAGCUCAGGAAACCCCCAUCACUCCCAAAGAAAUUUUUCGUUUGGCAACCCUAGAAAAUUUGAUUGAUAAUGCGGAAUUAGAUUCCUUAAUUACAAAAGGAACUGCUCGAAAGUUCUCUGAUCUCGAUCUUUGCUAUCAAGACAAUUUAUCAGACGCAUUAGUUUUUCAAAUUGAAGAAGAAUUUAAAGAAAGCGAUUUGCCUUUUCUAGUCGAGUUAGUCAGUUGGAAAAGAAUGAGUCCUCAAUUUCAAGGAUUAAUUAAGAAAGAUUUAGUAGAGAUUAAUUAA